UCGACUGUAUUACUGUGAUCUACUGGUUGGGUCUAAAACAGCAGCACAGUGAACACAACACAAGUUUAGCUAGCAGCUGCAUUUCAGAGGAUUCAGAAUCACCUGAGGCUGCCGGUCAUGGGCUUGACCAAGCAGUACCUGCGCUAUGUUUCCAGUGCAGUGUUUGGAGUAAUUGGAAGCCAAAAAGCCAACAUUGCAUAUGUGACCCUCCGAGGGGGAGAGAGAGGGCGCUACGUCGCUGUGGCUGCAUGUGAACAUGUAUUCAUCUGGGAUGCCCGAAAAGGAGAGAAGAUCCUGAUCCUGCAGGGCCAGAAACACGAGGUGACCUUCCUCUGCCCCUCGCCCGAUGGCGUCCACAUCGCCGUGGGUUACGAGGACGGUGCUGUGCGGAUCUUCAGCUUGCUGAAUGGCGAGAGCAACGUCUCCUUCAAUGGCCACAAAACUUCUGUCAGCGUCAUGCAAUAUGACACGCUCGGAGCCCGGCUCGUCACUGGUUCCAAGGACACAGAUGUGAUCGUGUGGGACAUCAUCAACGAGUGUGGGCUGUACAGGCUGAGAGGCCAUAAAGACGUCAUCACACAGGCCUUGUUCCUCAAAGACAAAAACCUCCUGGUCACGAGCUCCAAGGACAGUUUUGUGAAGUGGUGGGACCUGGACACACAGCACUGCUUCAAGACCAUGGUGGGCCAUCGCAGUGAGGUGUGGGGCAUGGUGCUGCUGAACCAGGAGAACAGGCUGUUAACAGGCUCAGCAGACAGUGAGCUCCGAGCCUGGGACAUCAACUACCUGCAGGAGGAGAAAGCUGAAGGUGAGCCCAAGGUAAAGAAGGGGAAAACUCUGCUGGACGAUGACGAUGAGGACAAUGAGGAAGGGGUGGAUGAUAGUCUUGAAGAGCGAAUCCUGAGUUGUAAGAAAGCCGGAUCAAUCCUAAGAGAGGCCCGAGACAGAGUUGUUUCUCUGGCAACAGACUCCAAGGCCAGAGUCAUUGCCUGUCACGGCAAUGAUUCAGUCCUGGAGCUCUUUACUGUGCUGUCAGAGGAGGAAGUGCAGAAGAAAAUGACAAAGAAAGUGAAGAAAGCCAAAAAGAAGGCAGCAAAGUCUCAGGAAGCAGAGCCGGUGGUGGAGAGGACGCUGAAGGAUGAAAUACUCAGACUGACCAACAUCAAGGCCUCGUCCAAGAUCAGGUGGGUGGACUGCCUGUCGUGUGCAGGUGGUGAGCUGAAAGUGGCGCUGCUGCUGCAGAACAACACCAUCGAGACCUACAGCCUGAGGACUACAGACAAGACCCCCAACGCCAAUAAGACGGCUCGCCUCACGCUCGGCGGGCACCGCACCGAUGUCCGCACACUGGCCUUCAGCUCGGACAACCUGGCCGUCCUUUCCGCCUCUGGGGACACAGUCAAAGUUUGGAACAGGUCAACUCUGCAGGUGAUUCGCACCAUGGCCUGUGAAUAUGCCCUCUGCUCCCUCUUUGUGCCUGGAGACAGGCAGAUCAUCCUGGGAACUAAGAGCGGGAAGCUGCAGAUCUUUGAGUUGGCCUCAGGAAGCCUACUGGAGACUGUAGAUGCCCAUAAUGGAGCGCUGUGGUCCCUGUGCCUGGCCCCAGACCAGAGGGGGAUUGUCACAGGAAGUGCAGAUAAGACGGUGAAGUUCUGGGAGUUUGAGCUGGUGAAGGACGAAGAGACCGGACAGAAGAGGCUCACAGUGAAACACACACGCACUCUGAAAUUGGAGGAAGACAUUUUGUGUGUGAAGUUUUCCCCUGACCACAGACUGCUGGCCGUGUCUUUGUUAGACUGCACUGUCAAGGUCUUCUACACAGACACACUUAAGUUCUUCUUGUCGCUGUAUGGACACAAGCUGCCUGUACUUUGUCUGGACAUCUCACAUGAUAACACACUUAUCGCCACUGGCUCCGCUGACAGAAACGUGAAGAUCUGGGGUUUGGAUUUCGGCGACUGUCACCGCUCCAUGUUUGCUCAUGACGACAGUGUCAUGUUCCUUCAGUUUGUCCCCAAGACUCAUCUGUUCUUCACAGCAGGGAAGGACAAGAAGAUCAAACAGUGGGACGCCGAUAAGUUUGAGCACAUCCAGACGCUAGAGGGCCAUCAUCGGGAGGUUUGGUGUCUGACCAUCAGCCCAAGCGGUGACCACAUUGUGUCGUCAUCCCACGACAAAUCCCUGCGACUGUGGGAGAGGACCAGGGAGCCCAUCAUCCUGGAUGAGGAACGGGAGAUGGAAAGAGAAGCAGAGUUUGAGGAGAGCAUGGCCAAAGGAGAUAUGCCAGUGGUACCCGGAGAGACUGAAGGAGAGGCAGCACCAGCCAGCAAGAAGACUGUUGAGACAGUCAAAGCUGCGGAGCGAAUCAUGGAGGCUUUGGAGCUUUACAAAGAGGAAAACAGGAAGAUGGAAGUGUAUAAGUAUGCUUGUCAGACAGCAGGCAACGAGGUUCCUCCACCGAGACCCAAUCCUAUCCUCGUGGCGUUUGGAAAUGUUUCACCGUCUCGCUACGUAUUAGACGUUGUGAAGAAGGUCAGAUCGAGUGAGCUGGAGGUUUCUCUGCUGGUGUUACCAUUUCCUUACAUCCCUGAGCUGCUGACGCUGUUCAACGGUUACAUCAAGCAGGGCCUCGAGGUGGAGCUGGUCUGCCGCUGCCUAUUCUUUCUUCUCAAGAUCCAUUUUGGUCAGAUCUCCAGUAACCAGAUGCUGCUGUCUGUCAUAGACGAGCUACGGACCAAUACUGUCUCCAAAGUGCGCGAGAUCAGAGACGUGAUGGGCUUUAACAGCGCUGCGCUCCAGUUCCUCCAGCGGGAAAUCGAGAGCAAAGAGGAUGUGAUGUUCUUUGCUGAUGCCACAGGCCAACUGGCGGAGAAGAAGAAGAAGAGGAGGAAGAGGGAGCGAGCCAUCCUGACUAUAGCUUGAAUCAUAAUGGACAUUUUUGACUGUUUGUGUACAAACAUCCACUCCCAGCUGUAUUACAGGGGUAGACCAGGGGGCUUACAAUGUUUUUUUUCUAUGUUAUAAAAUUCUGAUAGGAAGUUAACAAUGUUAUUCAGUGUCACGCUUCAUUUCCCAAAUAAACAGUCUGACUUUUUCUCACA
Etheostoma cragini (Arkansas darter) is the source of this 3101-nucleotide messenger RNA. It is a transcript of the gene wdr3, whose product is annotated as WD repeat domain 3. Gene Ontology annotation, molecular function: snoRNA binding; protein binding. Bases 118 to 2922 code for a protein of 934 amino acids. NCBI's taxonomy places the organism in Eukaryota, Metazoa, Chordata, Actinopteri, Perciformes, Percidae. Gene Ontology annotation, cellular component: Pwp2p-containing subcomplex of 90S preribosome; small-subunit processome. The transcript has 27 exons. The record is from RefSeq and is a predicted model, not a curated record. Gene Ontology annotation, biological process: maturation of SSU-rRNA.